GUUAUUUAUGAUGAACAGUGGUAUCCAGGCUUAGUUGAAGAUGUUGAUGGCAACAUGGUGACGAUCACUUUCAUGUCCCGAGCUGGAAAGCGGUUUUAUUGGCCUACCAAACCAGACAGUCAUGUAGUGCCUGAAGAUGAAAUCUUGUGUUUGAUUGAAGCUGCACCGUGCCCUGUGUCUUCAAGACAUUUUACAAUCGCAAGUGAUGUUGAAAUAGACAGAAAAUGGCAACAUGUUUUAGCUCAUUCAUAAGUUGAUUCUUAUUGUACAGGAGCGUAAUAUUGUACAUUUUAACUGCACACAAUUUUUUUAAUACUGGGAUAACCAGUAGCUUAUUGUGUUUUAUUGAACAGCAUAAGUGCUAUUUUAUUUUGAUUUUGGACCUUGAUAAAUUAAGCAAUACCGUGUAACAUAAAAUUAUCAAGUUUUUGUUAUUACUUUCGAAUGGCUAUUUUUUUUAAUGUUAAUCUCUGCACCUAUCCUGUAUAACUUAUCUAUUUCUAAUUAAAUUAUAUAUUAAUAUAUUAAGACACAAUACUAUAUACAGGGUGGCCAUGAAUAUGUGUUACACUUUUAUAGGGAUGGUAGAUGUAGAUGUGUGGAAAACAUUUUAUUAAGAAACCCAUGUCCGGAAAUGCAUCCUUAUACCUGAAACUGCGCAACAAAGUAACGGGUAGGUAGGCAACUAGGCGACAAGCCAGUGAAAACAUGUUGUGUUGUCUUACCUACUACCCGAUUUGACGAUCAGUGACCGCACGAGUCACCGUGCAUGUGUUACACUCGCUAUUGUCGCAGUUGCAGAGGCGACAUGGAUGGCUACACACUGGCAGAGCUAGCCGAUAUGCAUUUAGUGUAUGGUGCAGCUGGCGGCAAUGGAAGAGAGGCGGAGAGACAGUAUCGUGAGAGGUUCCCUAACCAACGGAACCCUGCACACACAAUGUUCGCACGCAUUGACCGCCGUUUGCGGGAAACGGGUUCGCUGCACGUCACGAAGCCAGCAAGUGGUUCGAGAAGGACAAUACGGACACCUAGCUUUGAGGAAGAGGUGCUGGAACAAAUUCAGGACACACCAUCUACGGCCAUCUCACGGGCAAUAGCACAUGCCAUGCACACCUCCCGUCAAUCUGUUGCACUGGUAUUAAAGGAACAACUUCUGCGCCCGUAUCAUGUACAGAAGGUACAGACUUUACAAGAAGCUGAUUGUCCUGCACGACAUGCAUUUUGCCGAUGGUUGCUGCAGUGCUGCGAAAAUAUGCCACAGUUCCUACAGCAUGUGCUGUUCACAGGCGAGAGCUGCUUCACCAGGGAUGGCUUGUUCAAUAACCGUAACACUCACGUUUGGGCCGACCAACACAGCCACACGACGUAUCCAACCCGCCACCAACAGCGAUUUUCAGUGAACAUCUUGGCUGGGAUACUAAAUGACAGUGUACUAGGGCCACACAUUUUGCCACCACGCCUCAACGCUGCAGAGUAUCUGCGGUUUCUGCACGAUGUUUUACUUGACAUGUUGGAUGACGUCAGACUUGAUAUUCGCGCAUCGUUGUGGUUCCAGUGUGAUGGAGUAACAGCUCACUACGCCCUCUGUGUUCGUGACCACCUGAACAGAGCAUUUGGACAGCGGUGGAUAGGACGGGGUGGUCCCAUUGCCUGGCCACUGCAUUCCCCCGACCUCUCGCUUUUGGACUUCAACCUUUGGGGCCAUGUGAAGUCCCUUGUGUACGCCACUUCUGUACAUAUCAGGGAUGAACUGGUGGGCAGGAUACAUGCUGCGUUUCAGACCAUAGGAAACACACCAGCUGUCUUCGCCGAUGUGCGACGCAACCUGUUGCGGCACUGCACUGCAUGUAUCGGGUGUAGCGGAGGACAUUUUGAGCAGCAAAUGUAAAGCGUAUGAUUAAACCUGCAUAAACACAGAUACACAUGUGUCGUUAUUGACAUCCGACGUCACCGUCCCUGCCAGGUUGCCUACUUACCUCUGUUACUUUGUUGCGCAGUUUUCAGGUAUAAGGAUUCAUUUCCGGACAUGGAUUUCUUAAUAAAAUGUUUUCCACGCAUCUACAUCUACCAUCCCUAUCAAUUUGUAACACAUAUUCAAGGCCACCCUGUAUGUAGCAGCAAAUAACUAUUUACAGUUAUAUUUAUGAGGCCUACUUGAAGGGACAGUAGUGACAUCUUAUAAUUUUUUUAUUGUAUUCAAACUGCUGUUAAAAAUUAAUUUAACUUUAAAGUUUGCGUACAAGUGCUGGUUCCUAUUUUGUAAUAUAUAACGAGUUAAGAUAUAAUCAAAACCAGCAUAAAAAAUGACUUUUAUAAAUCAAAAUUUUAUACAGCUAAAGUUUACAAUUAUGGGAGAAUGGCCAUUAUUUUUCCACAAGAAGAUAUAUUUCGAUAGCGGGACGCUCCAAUAUCUUGUUUGUCUUGCCAAGGCCUGAAACAUGUGAUAACAAAACUGAUCGCCAAAGAUCAUUUUUAAAAUUUGCUGUGUCAUUUGAUUUAUUCAACAUGCGCUAAAAUGUCUACUUACAGACAAGUGGCUAUUUCUAAAUCGUUUGCUAUGGAUAAAGUGUAAUUUUUAUGGCGGGUUUUCAUAUUUUUGCUGUAACUGUAAUUGAUAUUUUGUGUUCAUUUAAUAUUUUAAGCAUAUUUAUUUAAUUAAACCUAUUUUAAAAACAAUUCAACUUCAUGUUUUAGACCAAAACUCUGUUUCAUAAGAAUGACCCAUAGUGCCCCAGAUACUGACCCAUAGUGCCCCAAGUAUGGGGCACUAUCGGUCACUUCUAAAAAACCAUAUUAAAAUUUUUGUAUGAAAUACUAAUCGAAGUAGGCUAACUAACAUAAAUGUGUGUUGAAAUAUAUACCUUUCUUUAUUUAUGUACACAAUAGUGAACCUAUAAUUUCAUAUUUAGACAUAAAUUUGAUAGUUAGAAUUUUUGCGACUCGUCGUGCCUCAGUCUUCCCUACACAAUUUUUUUUUCUAAAACUCUUCUUAGCAUGACGACUACUGGUACAUUUACCUUACUCAGUGUAUGAGAAAACACGCGGUACGGAAUUCCGGCUUAUGAGAAACCAUGCAAUAAGUGCCAAGGCUUUAAUCAUUUCGCAGUGGCAUGUAAAAAUAAAGACAAAUUUAACUUGCGAAAAGACAGACGCAAAAGCACCGGGAGGGACAGGAAGAUGUUUGCUGUAGGUUAUGGUGUAGAAAGCAGCAGUGAGCGUUGAGCAAAACGACAGUCAGACUACAAACCUUUGGGGGGUCUCAGGUGAAGCCAUUAGGUAAACUAGUAGUGGAAUGUGAAACAAACAAGAAGAUAGUUCUUGCAGAGUUUAUGGUUGUACCAGAUGAGGGAGCAAGUCCAAUACUGGGGCUGGAUUCGUGUGUUGAGCUGGGUCUUAUACAGAGAGUAGGGACAAUCGACUCAGAUAGGGCGAAGGGCAGUGAACAAAAGGAAGUUGUCAACAAGCACAAGCAAGCUUUUAAAGGAGUGGCAUGUUUCCCAGAUGUGUAUAAGUUACAAUUAAAGGAGAAUGCAGUUCCAGUAGCCAAUCCUAGUCUAAGGGUUCCACUCUCAAUCAAAAGUAAGUUAAGACACCUUAGAGAGCCUGGAGAGUAAAAAUAUCAUCAAGCGGUGCUCAGAAGCGAUGGAGAGGGUCCAUACAUUAGUGGCUGUAGAGAAGCCAAAUGGGUCGCUUCACCUGUGUCUGGAUCCUCAAGACCUUAACAGGUAUGUGUCGAGAGAAUAUUGUUCCAUUCCAACUAUAGAAGAGGUUCUCAGUGCUUGAUCUACAGGAACGAUUUUAUCAGGUACCACUUGAUGAGGA
Bacillus rossius redtenbacheri is the source of this 3822-nucleotide messenger RNA. RefSeq lists its product as uncharacterized. The transcript has 2 exons. The coding region runs from base 770 to 1888 and encodes 372 amino acids. NCBI's taxonomy places the organism in Eukaryota, Metazoa, Arthropoda, Insecta, Phasmatodea, Bacillidae. The record is from RefSeq and is a predicted model, not a curated record. Gene Ontology annotation, molecular function: nucleic acid binding.